GGAAUAAGAAAAUAAAUAGAGCAUAAGUAUGGCAGUAAAUGGGAAUCAGCAGUACAGAUUCUAGAGGUAUUUUUAGAAAUCCAUGAAGCAGUGGGAAGGAAUGGAGUCAACCCGUGGAAUAUUUUCAGCUGAAUUUACUUGCUCUGGCGUCUUUUGUUAAUUGUCAUUCAAAGGUAAGGCAGCUUCGUCUUCAUCGCCAUUGUGCUCUCCUCCUUAUCCUAAAUCUUCUCCUUUUUAGAGUUGAAACCGUGUGGAAGAGGCUGCUUCCUUGCUUUUUCGUUUCUUGCAUUUCCUCUUCCUUUCCGAUGCGUGGUGAGCCGUCCUUCUACCUGCCCUAAGCUCUUCCUUCUGAGCUUUUAACUUCUCAGCUCCAGCUUUUGUUUCUCUACCGCAUUGGGUGCGCUCAUCUAUUAUUCUCUGGCUAUUCUUGUUAAUUUUCUGCUUCCAAGUGAAGAUAGCUCCCUGGAUCAUCGAGAUCUUUGCUAAAGUUUUCGCAUUUUGGUAUUUUUCUUGUUCAUCAAGAUAGUUUUGGCUGUUUAUUUGUUGGGUUUUGCUUAGAUUUGGUUUCUUCAUUUUUUUUUAAAGGAUUUUAGUGAAAAUCAGCUGAAAUUCAGAUGCCCUGAUUCAUUAAAAAAAAAAGGGGGCUUUCCGGUCGGGAAUUUCGAAAUUUGAAAUUCUAGGGUUUUUAGUUUGCUCUUGUUUGCAUCGAAUCUGCCCAGAUGGGUGGUAUAUUCAGCAAGAAGAGAGAUGAUGAAGCCCCAUCAGUACGUAUCAAUUCACAGUACGCGGCUGAUCUGAGCUCGUAUGAGGCAGCAUGCCGACUCGAUCCGGACUUGCAGUCCUUCGAUACCAACGUUCAGGAGCGCACUAAUCGUGUAAUCAAUACGCUUGCUGUGGGAGUUGAGGUUGGAGUCGAGGUGCGAUCUCUAUCUUUCGAUUCGCUCAGAGAGGUCACCGAUUGCUUACUUGAAAUGAAUCAAGAAGUAGUCAAAGUAAUUCUAGAGCGUAAGAAAGAUAUUUGGAAGUGUAAAGAGCUUUUUGAUCUGGUUGAGGAAUAUUUUGAUAACAGUCUCCGGACUUUAGAGUUCUGUACUGUACUUGACAAAUGUCUGAAGCGAGCUCGGGAUUCCCAAUUGAUAGUUCAGGUCGCAUUACAGCGUUUUGAGGAAGAGGAAAAGGAUGGAGUUGGCGAGAAUAAGCAUUUGAAGACAUUACAGGAAUUGAGGAAUUUUAAGGCUGCAGGCAAGCCAUUUUCCGACGAUUUUUUUGAGCUGUUUCAAUCAGUUUAUAGUGGACAAAAAUUGAUGUUAGAGAAAUUGCGACAGCGCAAACGGAAGCUUGAUAAGAAGUUGAAAUCAUUGCAAGGAUGGAGGAAGGUUUCAACUAUAAUAUUUGUUUCGGCAUUUGUCUCAGUUUUGAUAUUCUCAGUGGUGGCGGCUGCCAUUGCAGCACCACCCGUUGUGACUGCUUUGGCAAGCGCUUUGGCUGUUCCAAUAGGCUCAAUGGGUAAAUGGUUUGAUUCCAUAUGGAAGAAGUAUGAGAAGGAGCUGAAAGGACCGGGGGAGAUAAUUAGCUCAAUGCAGGUUGGCUCUCUUAUUGCAAUCAAGGACUUGGAGGACAUUCGGGUUCUUGUCGAAAAAUUGGAAAUUGAUAUUGAGUCACUAUUGCAAAAUGCUGAUUUUGCUAUUCAGGAAGAGGAUGCAGUAAAACUUGUAAUAGAAGAGAUCAAGAAGAAACUGCAUGGGUUUAUGGAAACCAUUGAAAUGUUGGGUAAAAAUACUGAUAAGUGUAGCAGGGAUAUAAGGAGAGCAAGAACAGUGAUUUUGCAGAGGAUAAUCAGACAUCCCAACAGCAACAACUGAAUUAUACCCUUGGUUUAUUGAGAUGCAUCACCGGAUUGAGCAUUAAGAAGUGGUGACCGUACAGACUCUGGGAGAUUCUUAUAUUUGAUCCCGAUCCAGUAUUUCAAUGCUUAACUCCACAAUUAUUGUAUUUCCCCCAUCCCCGUCCCCACACCAAAAAAACAAAACAACAACAAAGAGUUUGCACACACUGUUUUUGCUGAGCAGAUGAAGAGUAGAGCCUGAGAAUCCAGGUCUCGUAUAGAGGUGAAAUUCUUUGUUUUCCAGCUUUAGAAAAAAUGGAGUUUUGCUGCAUCAGUCAGUCGUUUGGUCUUCCUGGCUAAAAUGAUGGGGUGAUUUUGGACCUGGUCCAUAGGAAAUGGAUGGUGCUGUUUAAGAAUGUAACAGGAUCAGAAUUAAACAUAGACUUCCAGUUGCUUGUAGUUAGUAUAGGGUAUAGAGUGUAGAACUGUUCUAUAGUGUGGAAGAUUUUUUUCAGGAUAAAAUCGGCGUGUUGUAAGUGUUAGACGCCCAAGGGAAAAGGUCAGUGGCAAUCAUUUUCUUUCCA
Messenger RNA from Vitis riparia (riverbank grape), 2409 nucleotides. Its product is annotated as UPF0496 protein At4g34320-like. The record is from RefSeq and is a predicted model, not a curated record. The transcript is spliced from 2 exons. Bases 720 to 1862 code for a protein of 380 amino acids. NCBI's taxonomy places the organism in Eukaryota, Viridiplantae, Streptophyta, Magnoliopsida, Vitales, Vitaceae.